AUGCCAAACAUUCGACCAACACCCACGAUCCUCCUMCCCCGCCUCCCCGCCAAAACUCUCGUCGGCCUCGAUCUUCUCAGCUUCACAUCCACCGAACAGUUCUAUGGGAUUAGUGACCUGACGCCUGGCUGGCAUUUCCUCUACACGGGCACAACAGAGAGUUUCUCGAUACGCUGCGGCGCAUGGUUCUAUGUCGGUAAUAUCCCACAAGACUCGACGGGUAAUAGUAACAGCAUAAUACUACACAGCGGUACCGCUACACCCGGCCCGCCCGAAAUCCGAAUAUGGCGAUGGGACCAAGAUAUAGAGACCCUCGUACCCAUGCGCGGCGACAAUGACGAAGAUCGCCUAGAGAUUAUGCGCUGGAAAGCCAACCUCGGCGGAUUACGACAGAUGGGCGCAUUGUUCAGCUACAAAACCAAAGGCAUUCCCGAAAAUACAGAGAUCGAUGAAGAUGAUGCUACGGAUCAGCCUGUGCACAAGGAUUGGAUACAAUUGACGAAUCGAGUGACGCCGGAAAUCGUGUCGCGUAUAUUGGGUACGCCGUUCGCCGAUGAUGAUGGUAGGCCGAGUUGGAGUAUAAAUUCAGCGAGUACGGCGGCGCGAGAUGCAGAUAAUAUUCCUGGAAUUACGGCGGAAAUAGCUUCAGAAGUCAGGACGAAAUCGUUUGGAGGCGGGCAAAAAGAAAAAGAAAUAGAGCUCCAAUUCCUACCUAUCGACCUGAAACGGACGUGGCGGGAAGGUGCAGUUGGGCGUGAGAGAACAGAGGCAGCGCAGGACAGAUCGUGGGCUUUGGGAGAUUUGGUCAACAGAUAUAGUCUCCCGGACAACGAUGAGAAGAAAGGCGAAGGCGAGAUUUUGGGAGAGUUGCAGAUUUGUUUUCUCAUGAUCCUGACGCUUAUGAAUUAUUCGUGUCUUGAACAAUGGAAACGACUGUUAUCGUUGAUAUUGACAUGUCGCACUGCAAUUACAGAACGAGAGCCGUUCUUCAAGGACGUGCUUCAACUCCUGCGACUACAGCUCCGCCAUUGCGAGGAUGUUGACGGCGGUCUUUUCGAGAUGGACGGGGAUUACGAUGGGAAUUUCUUACGGAAGCUGUUGACGGAGUUCCGGCAGACUAUACAUCGAUUACAAGGAGCGGAUACAGUCCGGCCAGAAAUGAAUGCGCUGGAGCAGUGGGUACGAACGGAAUACGGAUGGGAAUUACGCAAGGACUCUAUAAUGCGACGAGGGAUGUUGCAGCUUGAAGAUGGGGAGCAGGUCGAAAUGGAGAUGAGUGGUGCUGAUGAGGAUGAUGAGACGGGCGAGUAUGCUCCUGUCAUUGUCGAUAUGGGAGAAACCGUGGAAGAAACGACUGAGGUCGACACACCUAUGGACUAA
Messenger RNA from Talaromyces amestolkiae, 1380 nucleotides. RefSeq lists its product as uncharacterized. Gene Ontology annotation, biological process: spliceosomal tri-snRNP complex assembly. The transcript has a single exon. NCBI's taxonomy places the organism in Eukaryota, Fungi, Ascomycota, Eurotiomycetes, Eurotiales, Trichocomaceae. Bases 1 to 1380 code for a protein of 459 amino acids. The record is from RefSeq and is a predicted model, not a curated record.